This is a messenger RNA of Pochonia chlamydosporia 170, 852 nucleotides long. RefSeq names its product short-chain dehydrogenase. Gene Ontology annotation, molecular function: oxidoreductase activity, acting on NAD(P)H, oxygen as acceptor. The record is from RefSeq and is a predicted model, not a curated record. The coding region runs from base 1 to 852 and encodes 283 amino acids. NCBI's taxonomy places the organism in Eukaryota, Fungi, Ascomycota, Sordariomycetes, Hypocreales, Clavicipitaceae. Gene Ontology annotation, cellular component: intracellular anatomical structure. The transcript is spliced from 3 exons.
AUGGUCGCAGCAGCAAACGGCACAUCCCCAUCCAACGGUCUCUCAGACCAAACCAUCAUGAGCACACUCCCCAGCCCCAACCACAACUGGACCGUAUCUCUAAAAGACAAAGUCAUCGCAAUCACCGGCGCAAACCAAGGCAUCGGCCUAGGAAUAGCAGAAGUCUGCCUCGCCAACAACGCCGCCUGCGUCUUCAGUCUCGACAUUUCAGAGCCAGCAGAGCAUUUCGCCGCCCUGGCAAAGCGAUUCCCAGGCAAAUUAGAGUUCCAGCACUGCGAUGUAACCAACGAAGAGAGCGUCGCCGCAGCUCUAGAUGCCAUCGUUGCCAAGAAGCACCGCUUCGAUGGCAUGAUCGCCAACGCCGGUGCCACUAAGCAUCAGCCUGCGCUGGACUUUUCCAUGGACCAGGUGAAGCGGCUGUUUGAGUUGAAUGUGUAUGGGGCGUGGAACUGCGCAACCGCUGCGGCUAGGACGUUCAUCAGGCUAGGGUGUAAAGGGAGCAUCGUGUUCACAGCUAGCAUGACGUCGUAUCGACCUAAUAGAGCAGCCCCAUCAGCACCAUAUGGUGCUACAAAGGGAGCGGUGCGAAACAUGACGCAUACUCUUGCCAUGGAGUGGGCGCAGUAUGGUAUUCGCGUUAAUAGCAUCUCGCCUGGAUUUGUGAAGACGGCUUUGACGUAUUACGUUGAGACUGCGCCGGACUGGGAUACCAAGAUGAAGUACUAUGGGGGCAUGCCGCGAUUGGCUCUGCCUCAAGAACUUGGUGGUGCGUAUGUGUACUUGCUGAGUGAAACGUCGACAUAUACCACGGGGAUAGAUAUUCCAAUUGCCGGUAUUGUCGGAGCGUGGUAA